CAAGAUUUCACUUAACUAGUUUGACACAUCGACCCACAUGAAAUGAAAAAGUUGUUAAAUGUAAUAUAAAGUUUUAUUUAUUUUAAUAUUAUUUAUAAAGUUGUUACAUUUAGAAUACGUUGUACGAGAUUAAUAUUUUUUUAUUCUAAUCGGGAAGAAUAAUAUAUUGUUUUAGGUUAUGUUUUCGUUUAGCAGCUGAUAAUCAUAUUCUGAAGGACAUUUACCAUCCUGACUAUAUAGUAUUUUAAAAAGAAGCAACAUGUCAGAGCAGUCUGUUGAAAAUAUAGAUGGAUCUGCAAGCAAUUCAAGUGAGCAUGCAACUCAUGGACAAAAAAGUACUACAAAUCAAACAAAGUCAGAGACGAAUGCUUCCCCAUUAAACAACCUUCAGAGAAUCCAACAGAAGAAGCAAGCAGUAGUUUCUUUGCCUUACAAUAAGAAAUUAUUAAAGUUGGCUGUGUAUUCUAAAUGUCAGGCAGAAAAAUGUGAUUGUAUAGGAUGGAAGAGAGUUGAAAGUAAUCAACAAAAUCCCACUUUUACAGAUCCCUGUAGAUGUGAGCACCUACUAGAAAUGCACAUUUCCCAUUUAGUUGAUAAACCAGAGCAAGAAUUAAAUAGACUUCUGAGUAUGGCUGUGGACAUGGACAAUAUGUACACAGCCAUGAGCACAGAAAAAAAUCCAGAAACUAACAAAGUAUAUUUAUAUUUAUUUAGGCUUUUACGAAAAUGUGUAUUAACCUUAGACAAGCCCGUUGUAGAGGGACCUUUGGGCCAACCGCCUUUCCAAAAACCUAGCAUUCACAAAGCAGUAACAAAUUUAUUGAUAUAUAAGUUUUCACAUAUUGGUCAGCAGGAAUUAAAGACGAUGUACGAAUUGGUAAAAAUUCUGUUUCACUGCUUAAAUACUUGGGAUUUUCCUAGUCCAAGCAGCCAGAAGCAUAUUGUUAAUCAGGAAGAAGCUAUGAAGUACAAAAUAGAAUAUACAAGGUGGUUAGUUUUUUGUUAUGUUCCCACCUUCUGUGAUUCGUUACAACAUUUUGAUACUACAAUGGUAUUUGGAAGAACAUUAUUGCGAGCAGUGUUCAAAUACAUACGCAAACAAAUAAUGGACCAGUUUUACAAGGAAAGAGACACAAUGCCUCCUGAAAGGAGGCAACUUUUACUCACUAACUUUCCUCCUUUUUUAAACCAAUUAGAUGAAGAGAUCUAUGCAGCACAUUCGCCUAUCUGGGAUCCAGAAUUUAAAUCUACUUCUGUGCAUUUUCAGUCACUUCUUGACUCUAGAUUAAAAGCUGGCCCUAGUAGUUCUAAAAAAGGAGAAUUUGAAAAGGUCUCCUUGGGAAAAUCGGAUAGAGAAGGUUUUACGACAAUACCACUCGCACCUGGAAAAUCGAUUAGAGCUACAGAGAUGCCAAGUAGAGAAGUUAAGAGAAGAAAAAUCGCUCAAGAUGAAAAAUUCGAAGAUAUGCCUAAAGAAACCGUUGCACAAAUAGUUGCCACCAUAGAUGAUCCUAAUUAUAUGACCGGCCCAGAUAUGGUUUUCUCUGAAAAUGCUCCCGCAACCGACGAAGCUCCUAAACUAGAAGAACAAAGAAAUAUUAUUCAGUUGCAUGUGGUGGGCAAUAGCCUUACUACGCCAGUUUCAAAGCAAACAAUGUUAUGGUUAAUAGGUUUACAAAAUGUAUUUUCUCACCAACUACCUCGGAUGCCUAUUGAGUAUAUUACGCAACUCUUAUUUGACCCAAAACAUCGAACUAUAGCUUUAGUCAAAGAAAAUCGGCCUAUCGGAGGAAUUUGUUUUCGGCCGUUUCAAACGCAAGGAUUUACAGAAAUAGUUUUUUGUGCUGUUACUUCAAGAGAACAAAUUAAAGGCUACGGUACUCAUUUGAUGAACCAUUUAAAAGAUUAUCACAUCUCUAAAGGAAUUCUACAUUUCUUGACGUUUGCUGACCAGAAUGCCAUUGGAUAUUUUGAAAGACAAGGUUUUUCAAAGGAUAUAAAGAUGAACAGAGCCGCUUACCAAGGAUACAUUAAAGAUUACGAAGGUGCUACACUCAUGCAUUGCGAACUCAAUCCUAAAAUAGUUUACACUGAGUUUACGAGUAUGGUGAGGAAACAAAAGAAAUUUGUAAAACAAUUGAUCUAUCAACAGCAAAAAACUGUAUCGAAGGUGCAUCCAGGAGUAACAUUUUUCAAAGAAGGUGUUAGGAGUAUUCCAAUAGAGUCUAUUCCAGGAAUAGAAGAAACUGGGUGGAAACCGGCAUCUAGAACCACCAGAGGCCAGUUGCUUGAAGAAACACAGGAUGCAGACACUUUAGCAGGUCAUCUUAAAAGCGUAUUAAGUGCUGUUAAGAUACACGAAGAUUCCUGGCCUUUUAGACAACCAGUUGAUAGACACGUUGUACCGGAUUAUUAUGAUCAUAUUAAAUAUCCAAUGGAUUUGAAAACCAUGGCGGAACGAUUGAAAUCAAGGUACUACGUGUCUAGGCGACUAUUUGUAGCUGAUAUGAUGAGAAUAUUCACUAACUGCAAGUUUUACAAUUCCCCAGAAACAGAGUACUACCAAUGUGCCGAGCAUCUCCAGCAGUAUUUUCAAACCAAAAUGAAGGAAAUUGGUUUAUGGGAUAAAUAAAUACUUUUCAAAUUUA
Messenger RNA from Diabrotica virgifera virgifera (western corn rootworm), 2648 nucleotides. Its product is annotated as histone acetyltransferase KAT2A. Gene Ontology annotation, molecular function: protein binding; histone H3 acetyltransferase activity. NCBI's taxonomy places the organism in Eukaryota, Metazoa, Arthropoda, Insecta, Coleoptera, Chrysomelidae. Gene Ontology annotation, cellular component: histone acetyltransferase complex; nucleus. The coding region runs from base 260 to 2632 and encodes 790 amino acids. The record is from RefSeq and is a predicted model, not a curated record. Gene Ontology annotation, biological process: positive regulation of transcription by RNA polymerase II; chromatin remodeling. The transcript is spliced from 13 exons.